ACUUUUUUAUUGCCACCUGUAUAUAACGCAUUGCGAUAAGAUGUCAGUUAGUUUUGCAAGGAAAUUUUACGCAAAAUGAGGUUAACCUUAACAUUGGCCGUAAUCAUUGUUUGCUUCGGCAUUAGUUUGGCUGUAGAGGCCCCAUCUCAUAAUAAGAAACACCACAAUAAAAAACAUCUUAAAAAGCAUGGUGCAAACGCCAAAAGAGAAAUGAUAAAUGAGGAAUGGGAAGAUUAUAAUGGAAUUUCCCAACCAGAUGAUGUAAACCCGGAUGUAGACGCACCUGAAAGUUCAUGUAAAUGUUACUGUGAUGAUAUCAAUGAUCCCCAACAAGCAAAGAGACAUAAGAAACACAAGAAACACGUUGCAAAACGUGAUGCUGUCGAAUCAAUUCUUGAUCCAUCUGAUCCAAAUACGGACUGUUCAGAAGAAUGCCAUUUAAAAUGUGAAUCGCCGGAACCAUCUGCUGAGCAAGAAGGAGUGGAAGACGCACAGAAAAAGAAAAAACAUUCAGGAUUGAAACGACAUAAUAAACAUCAUUAAAAUUUUGAAGAUAUGUUUGAAAAAUGAAACCUAAUUAGUGUUGUUGUUGAUGUUUGUAUUUGGAAUUUAAAUGGAUUAAUUUCAAAUGUUAAUUAUUGUUUUUGUGUUUAUGAUUAUUUUGCAAAAAUAAAAUUUAUUUAAACAA
Messenger RNA from Onthophagus taurus, 688 nucleotides. RefSeq lists its product as uncharacterized. NCBI's taxonomy places the organism in Eukaryota, Metazoa, Arthropoda, Insecta, Coleoptera, Scarabaeidae. The record is from RefSeq and is a predicted model, not a curated record.